Electrophorus electricus (electric eel) is the source of this 14610-nucleotide messenger RNA. RefSeq names its product FAT atypical cadherin 3a (gene fat3a). The record is from RefSeq and is a predicted model, not a curated record. Gene Ontology annotation, cellular component: catenin complex; plasma membrane. Gene Ontology annotation, biological process: cell migration; multicellular organism development; homophilic cell-cell adhesion. NCBI's taxonomy places the organism in Eukaryota, Metazoa, Chordata, Actinopteri, Gymnotiformes, Gymnotidae. Gene Ontology annotation, molecular function: calcium ion binding; beta-catenin binding; cadherin binding.
UGUGUGCGUACGUGUAUCUGCGGGCGCACAUUGCUUUGCAGAAGCUUCCGCGAGACGCAAGGGCUCCCGAUGCAUGAACGGAUACAAGCGCAUGCAACUUCUUAUGGAUACUUCAAAGUGUCGCGGAUCUUGCUAAACGGCUUUAGUAACAAGAGGAAAAGGAUGGCUAUGGCGAUGGGAUUGCAGUGACCAUGGCCCUUGGGCCAGGCAUUUGGGCCGUUCUCCUGCGAUUGGUCCUGCUGCUGUUCUUCUCGCCGCCUCCACCAGGGCACUGCCAGAGUGACAGGCCCCGCCUCCAGUUCACCGAGCCGCUCUACCAUGCAUCCGUGUACGAGAACUCGGCGGCGCGCACCUACGCCGUCAGCCAUGUGCGCAUGGGCGUGCCCCUGCCCCAGCGGUCCUGGGACGUGCGUUACCGCAUCACCGCGGGCGACGACGAGGGCUUCUUCAAGGCCGAGGAGUACACGCUGGGUGACUUCUGCUUCCUCCGCAUUCGCACCAAAGGAGGGAACGCCGCCAUCCUGAACCGGGAGAUCCAGGACAACUACCAGCUGACAGUGAAGGCCUCCAUCAAGGGUGACAGCCCGGAGGCGUGGACAAAGGUCAGUGUGCAGGUGCUGGACAUGAACGACCUCCGACCCCUGUUCUCGCCGACCACGUACUCGGUCACGAUCGCAGAAAGCACGCCACUGCGCACGAGCAUCGCCCGGGUGACGGCGACGGACGCCGACACGGGCUCCAACGGCGAGUUCUACUACUUCUUCAAGGAGCGUGUGGAGCUGUUCGCCGUGCACCCGACCAGUGGCGUGGUCUCUCUCAGCGGGCGACUGGACGCGGCCCUCCAGAGCCGCCACGACCUGGAGAUCCAGGCCGUGGACCGAGGGAUGAAGCUCUACGGGAACAAUGGCGUUAGCAGCACUGCCAAACUCUUCGUGCACGUGGAGCGGACCAACGACCAUGCGCCCACGCUUUCCACGGUGGCGCUGGCGCCUGUCUGGUCGGACAGGACGCCGGCGGUUGCGGUGGCUGCAGCCGAGGAUGCGGACGAGGGGUUGAACGGAGAGAUCGAUUCGGUCAGCGUCGUUGCCGGGGACCCGCUCAGUCUCUUUAGCAUUGAGAGGAGUAGCGAGGGUGGGCCAGAGGAGAGGGGGGAGGGGCCUUACGAGUUCGUCCUUCGGGCACCGGCGCAGCUCGACUGGGACGCUUACCCUUUUGGCCUGAACCUGAGCUUGCAGGCUCAAGACAGAGGGAAGCCACCGAGGUUUUCUGAGGUGCACGUUGUACACCUCAGGCUGUCCAGGCCAGCCCCGGCGGAGGUCCGCUUCCAGAAAGAGGCCUACGAGGUGAGCCUGAGCGAGGUCGCCCCUCCUGGCACUAUCGUCGUCUCCACAAAGCUUCAACCGGAGCCCGAUGAUGCGGAAUACAUCUUAACGCCCUCUGCUGACUCUGCGUUUUUUAGCAUCAACGCCAUGACUGGUGUGAUCAGCACAUCCCGCUGGAUCACCAAGACCCUCCAGCAGGUCUUUGAACUUGAGGUCGUGGAGGUCGACAGCGAACUCAGGGUCAAUGUCCGGGUGGACCUAGAGGACGCCAACGACAAUGCGCCAGUGUUUGCGCAACAGUCUUACGAGGUGUUCGUCAACGAAAGCGUCGCCAUGGGAACCACGGUGGUGACGGUGACGGCUUCGGACGCCGAUCACGGGGAGAACAGCUACAUCACGUAUAGCAUGGCAAGUUUGACCCCGCUGCCAUUCACCGUCCACCAGUUCAGCGGUGCUGUAAGCACCACUCAGGAGCUUGACUUUGAGUCGACUGUGGAGAGCUUCAGCUUCAUGGUGCGGGCCUCUGACUGGGGUGCCCCUUACAGGCGGGAGACGGAGGUCAACGUGACAGUGCACCUGGAGAAUGUCAACGACAACAAGCCACUGUUCGAGAAGGUGGCCUGUGUCGGAGUGGUGUCUCGUGACCUUCCGGUCGGCGACGUCAUCAUUACCAUGUCCGCCAUAGACAUUGACGAGCUGGAGCUGGUAAAGUACAAGAUUCUCUCGGGAAAUGAACGUGGAUACUUUGAGCUGAACCCCGAUUCUGGGGUCAUGACCCUACGACAGUCGCUCACCACUGUGAACUUCAAAAACACCUUUAGCCUCAAAAUCACUGCCACAGAUGGGGAGACCUUCUCAGAUCCCAUGUUUGUGAACAUAUCCUUGACCGAAAGCAAGGCCCCACCAAAAAGCUUCAGCUGCAAGGAUACUCGUGUGGCACAGCAACUCGCCGAAAAGCUCCUCAAAAAGGCAAAAGCCAACAGCAAGCCGAAGGUCGAGGAGGGCUUCAUCGACUUGUUCUCGUUGAACCGACAGACACCUCAGUUUGAUAAAUCCUUCCCUACGGAUAUCACUGUCCGGGAAGACCUGACGGUCGGCACGAGCGUGUUUCAGGUGAAGGCCUACGACAGCGAUGCAGGGUUUAACGGCCUGAUGCUCUACGCCAUCUCUAGUGGUAACACGGACAGCUGCUUCACCAUCGGCACUCUGAGCGGUGUGAUCAGCAUUUUCCUCCCAUUGGACCGGGAGAGAACGGACCGGUACCUUUUGAACCUCACGCUGCACGAUUUGGGACAACCGCAGCGGUCCGCGUGGCGUCUCCUCAACAUCUACAUAGAGGACACCAACGACAAUGCCCCACGGUUCUUGCAGGAUGGCGACUACCGGGCACGCAUCCCAGAAAACACCCCCGUCGGCACAGAGGUCCUGCAAGUGGAAGCUACAGACAAAGACCAAGGAUCCAACGGGGAGAUCCAGUAUUCAAUUCUCACCAGCACUUCCCAGUUCGGUAUUAACAGCUCCACCGGCAUCGUGUACGUCGCCGGCCAGUUGGACCGCGAGACCAUGCCGUCGUUUGUGCUAAAGGUGGAGGCACGGGACCGGGCUGAGCGAACAGUGCAGCAGUUUUCCAUCGCAAUCCUCCGCGUCUCACUGGAGGAUGUCAACGACUGCCCGCCGGCGUUCAUUCCGAACGCGGUCAGCGCUCGCGCUCUCGAGGACCUGCCGCUGGGUACCGUUAUCGCCUGGCUGGACACGCAGGACCCCGACCUCGGCCCGGGCGGAGAGGUGCGCUACUCGCUCGCCAGCGACCACGACGGCCGCUUCGAGGUGGACAAGACCAGCGGAGCCGUCCGGCUGACCAGGGAGCUGGAUUAUGAGAGCCAGCAGUUCUUCAACCUGACGGUCCGGGCGAAGGACCGGGGACGCCCUGUCUCUUUGCUCUCGAUUAGCUACGUGGAAGUAGAGGUGGUGGACGUGAACGAAAACCUUUACGGGCCCGGUUUCUCCAGCUUUGCGCUGAACGCGUCAGUGAAGGAGAGCGCUCGGAUCGGGACGUCCGUUCUGCAGGUGUCGGCUCGCGACGAUGACACGGGUCGGGACGGUGAGGUGCAGUACUCCAUCCGAGACGGCAGCGGUCUCGGAAGGUUCACCAUCGACGAGGAGUCAGGAGUGAUCUACACCAUGGAUAUGUUGGAUCGUGAGACACAAGAUUCUUAUUGGUUGACUGUUUAUGCCACAGACCUAGGGGUGGUGCCACAGUCAGCUGCACUGCAAGUCUACAUUCAGGUAGAAGACGUCAAUGAUAACGCCCCAUUGACCUCUGAACCAAUGUACCAUGCCUCCAUCCUCGAGAACUCCCCCAAAGAUAUGUCCGUCAUCCAGAUCCAAGCCCAGGACCCCGACACUACGGCAACGGAGCCCCACCUCUCGUUCCGCAUCACCAGUGGCAACCCACAGAACUUCUUCAGUAUUAAUCCCCAGACUGGUCUCAUAACGACGACUGCUCGGAAACUGGACCGCGAACAGCAAGCAGAGCAUGUUCUUGAGGUAACUGUUUCCGACGGAGGCCCCUCCCCCCGCCACACCACCGUGUGGGUGGUGGUCCAGGUUCUGGACUUGAACGACAACAAGCCCAUCUUCCCGGAGAAGCUGUACCAGGUGCGUCUUCCAGAGCGAGGCCGGAAGCAGAGGGGCGGGCCCAUCUACCGCGUCUUCGCCUACGAUGCCGACCACGGCACCAAUGCCGACCUGACCUACAGCCUCGUGGACGGGAACGAGGAUGGAAAGUUCUACAUCGAACCCAAAACUGGCGUCGUCUCCUCUCCCAAGAAGCAAUUCUCUGCUGGGACCUAUGACAUUCUCACUGUGAAGGUGGUGGAUAACGGACGUCCACAGCGCUGGGCAACAGCUCGUUUGCAUAUCGAGUGGAUUCGACGCCCACCCCCGAGCCCCAUGCCCCUGGUGUUCGAUGAGCAGCUGUACAAUUUCACUGUCAUGGAAACGGACAAAGUGGCAGAUAUAGUGGGUGUGGUCUCUGCCCAGCAGCAAGGUGCCACGCCCCUGUGGUUUGACAUUACAGGUCCACGCCCUUUUCGUGAGGUGUUCUAUGUUCUCCAGACUGCUUGUGCCAGGAACUGUUCCACAGAAGGCGGGGAUGAUGAGAGUGUGUUUGAUGUGGAGAAAGGUGUUGGUACUAUUAUCAUCGCCAAGCCUCUGGAUGCUGAGCAGAGGUCCUUUUACAAUCUCACCCUGGAGGUGACCGAUGGCACGAACGUAGCUUCCACGCAGGUCCACAUAACCAUCCUGGACAACAACGACAAUGCGCCUGUCUUCUCCCAGCCUACCUAUGACAUCACCAUAGCAGAGGACACGCCCCCAGACACGGAGGUGGUGCAAGUGCUUGCGUCAGACCGUGACGAGCGUCACCGCCUGACCUUCAGCCUGCAGGGCAGCGUGGACCCUGGCAGCAUGCGCCUCUUCCGCGUGGACCCGGGCACGGGGGCCAUCUACACCGCCCGCCGCCUCGACCACGAGAGCCGCAACCAGCACGUCCUCUCCGUCAUGGUGAAAGAUCAGGAGUUCCCGUAUAGGCGGAGUCUGGCGCGUGUACUAAUUGGCGUAGAGGAUGUGAAUGACCACGCCCCUCAGUUCACCAUGGCGAUGUAUGAAGGACAGGUGUACGAGUCAGCAGCUCUUGGCUCUGCGGUUCUCACCGUGACAGCUCUAGACAAAGACAGAGGCCAGAACGCUCACAUCACCUAUAGUAUAGAGUCAGGAAACACUGGGAAUGCAUUCCGGAUCGAUCCGACUUUGGGAAUUAUUUCAGUGGCUCGGGAGCUGGAGUUAUCCACCAUCGGUCACUACGUGUUAAUGGUUAAAGCUGGAGAUAACGGCGCCCCUUCUUUAUCGUCCACCGCCGCCAUCCGCAUCUCCGUCACCCUGUCCAACAACGCAGCUCCGAAAUUUCCCCAAAAUGAGUAUCAGGCCGAAAUCGCGGAAGGCGUGGCCUUGGGAACUUCCGUAACCGCGGUAAAUGCCCUCAGCCUCUCCACGGUAAGUUACGACAUUCGCCACGGCAACGGCAACCGGACUUUCCGCAUCAACCAGUACAGCGGCGUGGUCACGACGCAAAAGCCCCUCGACUUUGAGGCGGUCUCCGCGUACGUGCUAGUCGUCACUGCCACCAACAUGGCCGGCCAGUAUUCCAACGCCACAGUGAGCGUAGCUGUGCUGGACCAGAAUGACAACGCGCCGGUGUUCCAGCAGCUGCGUUACCGCGGCAGCAUCAGCGAGGGGGCGAGGCUGAACAGCGUGGUGCCGAGCGAAACGGGCGAGCCUCUGGUCAUCCGAGCAACGGACGCUGACCGGAACCACAAUGCGCUGCUGGUGUACCAGAUCCAGGAAGAGACCGCCCGGCGUUUCUUCACUGUAGAUACUGGAACCGGCUCCAUCAGAACCAUCGCUCAACUGGACCAUGAAACCACGCCUAUGUUCCACUUCCACGUGGGCGUAAGGGACAGCGGCAGACCCCAGCUGUCAGCCGAGCACCCUGCGGAGGUCACCAUCCAGGUGCAGGACAUCAACGACUGCCCACCACAGUUUUCCCAGGAGUCCUAUGAGGCGGUUCUCCUGCUGCCCACCUACGAGGGGGUGGAGGCCCUGCAGGUGUCCGCCUACGAUCCGGACGGGGAGGGCCAAUCCGUGCUGAGCUACUCGCUGACCGACACCGGUGUGGAGCAUUUCACUAUCGAGGCGGGCACUGGGCUGAUCACCGUUCGAAACAGCACCUUCAGUAGGGAGCGCUUCCGCUUUAACGUCCGCGUGUCCGACGGCCGCUUCUCCAGCACGGCGCUGGUGACCCUGCUUGUGCGCGAGGCACUGGACAGCGGCCUGGCCUUCACCCACAGCAUCUACAGUGCAAACCUUCAGGAGAACAACUCCAACGUGACGACAGUCGCUGUGGUUACAGCCCUCGGCAACCGCCCGAACGAGCCACUCCGCUACACCCUGUUGAACGCCGGUGGAAAGUUCCGGAUCCGCCCCACGUCCGGCGCCAUAGAGACGGUGGGAAUCCCACUGGACCGCGAGGAGAGGGAGGAGCACGGGCUCCUGGUGCAGGCGGGUCGGGAGGACGACAGGUUGCGGGUGGCCCGGGCGCUGGUCCGCGUCCGGAUCACUGACAUCAACGACAACGCGCCCGUGUUCGUGGGCCUUCCCUACUACGCAGCCGUGCAGGUGGAGGCAGAGCCGGGGGCAUCCGUCUUCCGCGUAACAGCCGUGGACCGGGACAAAGGGCCAAAUGGAGAUGUCAGCUACUUCCUGCAGGAUGAGCGGGGACACUUCGAGAUGGACCGCAUAAAUGGGGAGCUGCGGCUUCGGCGGGCCUUCGAGGCCGACCUGUCCAGCGUGGAGUACCAGGUCCUGGUGUUUGCGCGUGACGCCGGCACGCCGCCCACAUCCUCAUCUGUCACCCUGCCCAUCACUGUGGUCAACCGCGCCAUGCCUGUGUUCGAUCGGCCGUUCUACUCGGUCAAGGUUAGCGAGGACGUGCCGGUGCUCAUGCCAGUCCUGGGUGUCAAUGCCAGCAGCCCUGAAGGGCAGAGCGUCCUCUACACCAUCACGCACGGCGACCCCGACGGCCUCUUCUCCAUCGGCUUCGACACAGGCGUCAUCAGCGUCGCAGCACCGCUGGACCACGAGAGCAGCCCCGCCCACAGGCUGAUCGUGCGCGCGACGGACUGCCUCACGGGGGCACGUGCGGAGGUGGACGUGGAGGUGGCCGUACUGGACGUGAACGACAACGCGCCCGCAUUCGCUAAGCCCGCGUACGAGGCCGCGAUAUCCGAGGCAGCCAUGAUCGGCACGGCCGUCCUGCAGGUGCAGGCGUCAGACAGCGACUCAGAGAAGAACGCGGCUGUGCGCUACCAGAUCGUGGCCGAUCGUAGCAACAGCACCGAGCACUUCCACAUCGACAGCAGCAGCGGCCUGAUCCUCACCGCCCGCACACUCGACCACGAGACCGUACCGCGCUAUGUCUUUGUCGUCAAGGCUACUGACGAUGGCUUCCCGCCACUGAGCAGCGAGGUGCGUGUGACCAUCCAGGUGACGGACACCAAUGACAACGCGCCCGUCUUCAACCAGCUGCUGUACGAGGCCACGGUGCACGAGCUGGCACCACGGGGCCACUUCGUCACCUGCGUGCAGGCGUCCGAUGCCGACGGGCGCGAUGCGGAGCGGCUGCGCUACGGCCUGGUGUCAGGGAAUGAACGCGCGCUGUUCGAGCUGGACGCUGCCUCGGGUGUGCUGACCCUGAGCAGGCAGCGGCACAUGCAGCGCAUGCCGCCCGCCGUCAGCCUGAAUAUCAGCGUGUCGGACGGCGUGUUCACCAGCACGGCGCAGGUGCACGUGCGGGUGGAGUGGGCCAACCUGCACGCGCCACAGUUUUCCCAGGGCACGUACGAGGCGGAGGUGCGGGAGAACACCCCGGCAGGGUCGAAGGUCGUCACAGUCAGGGCGCAGGACGCCGACCCCGGGUCACUUGGCGAGGUGCGCUACGUGCUGCUGUCAGACAUGGCCCGGGACUCUUUCGCUGUGGACGGCAGCGGUCAGAUAACAACUCUGGAGAGGCUGGACCGCGAGGAGCGCAGCGAGGUCGUUCUGUCCGUGGCGGCGAUGGACGCCGGGGGCAGGACCGGCCACUGCAGUGUCCGGGUUGCCCUGCUGGAUGAGAACGAUAACGCGCCGCUGUUCGAGGCGGCCGAGUACCGCGCCAGCGUCCGAGCGGAAGUGGAGCCCGGCUCGCUGGUGACGCAGGUGCAGGCCCAGGACGCCGACCAGGGCGCCAACGGGCAGGUGAGCUACAGCCUGUACAGCAAGGCCGGCCUGCAGGUCACAGAACUGCUGGACAUCGACCCUGACAGCGGUUGGGUGGUCACCAAGGGUGACUUCCGCCCCCUCCAAGGAUCCGUGCUGUCCUUCUUCGUCAAAGCCUCCGACGGAGGUGCGCCAGUCCGCCACGCUCUCGUUUCGGUGUAUGUCCACGUCCUCUCGGCCGAUGCACGCCUGCCCACCUUCGGCCGGCCACACUUCUCCUUCGGCAUCUUGGAGGACGCGCCCAUCGGUUCCGUGCUGGGGGCAGUGCAUCUGCAGACCCCGUCCGGCCAGGCCCCGCCUCCCGCAACUUUCUCUGCCGUGAUUGGUCACACUGCGGAGACCAACAGCGACGGGGUCUUCGUGGUGGACAGAGACAGCGGAACGAUUAAGCUAGACAAGCCGCUGGACCGGGAGCGCACGUCCACCUUCCACUUUAAGGUGAUGGCCACACUGCAGCAGGGCCUCGUGGAUGCAGUUGCUCUGGUGGACGUGGAGGUGAAAGUUCUAGACAUCAACGACAACAAACCGGCGUUUGAGACAGACACCUACGAGGCCUCGGUCAGCGAGGGCCUUCCUGCUGGCACAAGGGUCCUCCAGGUGCAUGCUGUGGACCCCGAUUGGGCAGCCAACGGUCAGGUGACUUACAGCCUUGCUCCGCCAGGGCUCCUUGGAGCAGGAAGUGAGGACAAGGAGGAGGGAGGGAUCUUUUUUAUGAUUGACAGCAGUUCUGGGUGGAUUUCGACGCUGAAGGGACUCGACCAUGAGAAUAGCCCUGCCCACAGUCUCACUGUCUGGGCGUAUGACCUCGGUGACCCUGCCAGCCUGUCGUCCUCGACGACUGUCACCAUAGCAGUGGGCGACUCCAAUGACAACACACCAGAAUUUCUACAGACUCGUUACUAUGGCAGCGUGCGCGAGAGCGAUGUACCUGGAGAAGUCGUGGCCGUUCUGAACACACGUGAUGAAGACAGCUCACCUAGCAACCGGCAGGUCACCUACCACAUCACAGGUGGUAACCCAGGCGGUGUGUUUGCCUUGGGACUGAUCCAGGGUGAGUGGAAGUUGUACGUUAAACGUGCACUGGACCGAGAGGAACAGGAGCACUACCUCAUCAACGUCACAGCAACAGACGGACUCCACGUAGCCACAGCAACUGUAGAGGUGCUUGUGACUGAUGCCAAUGACAAUAGUCCAGUCUGUGACCCGGUGGUGUACUCAGCUUCUAUUCCAGAGGAUGUACCUGUCAGUAAGCUGAUACUGAGAGUUAAAGCCACAGAUGCAGAUGCAGGCUCUAAUGCGCACAUCCAGUACUCACUCUCAGGCCCUGGGGCUGAAGACUUCACUAUACACCCCUAUACAGGAGAGCUAAAGACAGCAGCGGUGCUGGACCGCGAGAAGGUGGCGCGCUACUCUCUGGUUGCCCGGGCAACGGACAGCGGCGGUCUGUGGUGCGAGGCAGCUGUUGCCGUGACGCUGCUGGAUGUGAAUGACAAUGCUCCCCAGUUCAGCAUGGCCCACUACACAGCCAGCGUUUAUGAGAACACCGCCCCGAAAGCUCUGCUUACACGCUUGCAAGCCACGGACCCUGACCAGGGAGAGAGCCGAAGAGUCGUCUACUCCCUGGUGGACUCUGCCGACGGCUUCUUCUCCAUCGACAAGUUCACCGGCGUUGUGGCACUGGAGCGUGGGCUGGACCGCGAAGUGCAAUCCACCUACCUCAUAACGGCGCGCGCCUCCGACCAGGGCGUGCCAGGCCGCCUAUCCUCCUUCGCCAACGUCACCAUCGCCGUGCUGGAUGUCAACGACAACCCGCCCGUGUUCGAGCGACGCGACUACCUGGCCACGCUGCCUGAAGACGUCGCCGUGGGAACGGAGGUGACGCGCGUGUUUGCCGCCAGCAAGGACAUCGGCACCAACGCUGACAUUUACUACAGCAUCAGGUCUGGGAACCAGCAGGGCCACUUCACCAUCAACAUCCAAACAGGAGCAAUAUCAGUGUUUCGCCCCCUGGACUUUGAGUCCUGCAAAGAUUACUUCCUCACAGUUGAAGCUCAAGAUGGUGGAACGCCGCCCCUCAGUGCUGUUACCAUGGUGAACAUCAACCUGACGGAUGUCAAUGACAACGCACCAGUGUUUAGCCGUGACGUCUACAGUGCGCCCAUUAGUGAGGGUGCCAGCAUCGGCGAUGCUGUUGUUACGGUCACCGCUGAGGAUAUCGACAGCCAGGUGAACAGCGACAUCUUGUACUCCAUCGUUAAUGGCGACCAAGAGAACCAGUUCUUCAUUGAGCCAAUCACGGGCCAGGUCAAAGUUAACAAACAGCUGGACCGAGAAACGACUGCUGAUUAUACUCUGGUGGUAAGAGCCCUGGACAGUGGAACUCCUGCCAUGUCCACCACUGUGCUGGUUAACAUCGACAUCUCAGACAUCAAUGACAACCCGCCCACCUUUUCCCCAGCCAAUCACAGCGCUGUUAUACAGGAGAAUAAACCAAUGGGGACGAGCAUCCUGCAGCUGUCUGUCAUCGAUAAAGAUGCUGCCCACAAUGGCCCGCCCUUCCUCUUCCGUAUCCUGUCAGGAAAUGAGGGGGUGUGGUUUAAAUUGGACAAGGAGGGGCUGUUAACAUCGAAUCAGAUGUUCCGCAGGUCAGAGGGCACUGAAUACACCAUUCAGGUGGAGGCCCGGGACUCUGGUAGGCCCUCGCUUUCGUCGACAGCGCUGGUGCACGUGCGUGUGAUCGAGGAGAGCGUGCACAAGCCUACGGCGUCACCGCUACACGUGCACAUCAUCACCAUGGAGGAUGAGUUCCCGGGGGGUGUGAUUGGCCAGAUCCAUGCUACAGACCAGGACGCCUUCGACAUCCUCACCUAUGGACAUGCACAACAGCAGAACAGCCUGUUUAAGGUGAGCCCACGUGAUGGGCGUAUCAUCGCCUUGGGCGGCCUGGACGCGGGCCUCUACGCCCUCAACGCCACCGUGACGGACGGCCGCUUCCUCGUAAGCGUGCCUGUGAGUGUGCACGUGGAGCAGGCCUCGGCCGAGAUGCUCCGCGACGCCGUGACCGUGCGCUUCGACCGCGUGGCGCCCCACGACUUCGUCUCCCGCCACCUGCCGGCCGUGCGCCGCGCCCUCGCCGCCGUCAUGGCGACGCCGCGGCCCGAGGCGCUGCGCGUGCUCAGCGUGCAGCCCGUGGAGGCCACGGGCCAGCUGGACCUGCUGGUCGCCGUGGAGACGGCAGAAGGCAGCGGCUUCUACAAGGCAGCGUACGUGAGCCAGAAGCUGAGCUCGGCACGCAGGCAGCUGGACCAGGUGCUGCGCGUUUCCGCUGUGCUGGAUAAGAACUGCUCGGGCCUGGACUGUAGGGAGGCGCAGUGCGAGCAGACCAUCACGCUGGACUCACACACCCUGCUCACCUACACCACGGCCAAGAGCAGCUUCGUCUCGCCACGCUUCCACAGGAGCACGCACUGCGUGUGCAGCGAUGGGAGCUGUUCUGCAGUCUCGGAGUCGUGUGAAGACAUGGCCUGUCCGGCCGACAUGCAGUGUGUGAAGACAGACAACAACAGAGGACCUUAUGCAUGCCAGUGUCCACCCGGGAAACUUGGAGAAUGUGCAGGCCACACGUCGCUGAGUUUCUCUGGUAACAGCUACAUAAAGUACCAUGUGAUUGACAGAGGGAGGAGAGAGGAGCUGAAACUGCAGCUGAGGAUCCGAACGCUGCAGAGUAAAGGCAUUAUCAUGUAUACACGCCCCGAGCCAUGCACGGUCCUAAAGAUUGAGGAAGGCCGUCUCUGGUUCCAGCUCGACUGCGACAAAGGCCCUGGUGUCCUGGGCAUAUCCAGCUGGCCUAUCAAUGAUGGCAACUGGCAUCACGUGACCCUCGAGCUUGGCGGGAACUUCAGCAGCCUCUCACUGGAUGACAGCUCCGUGCUGAGGCGUCAGGCCCCGCCCAAGUUCCACUCACCAGGCCCAGAUUGGUCAAUAUAUUUCGGGGCGCAGGUGUUGCCGGAGCGAAAGGGCCCACGAGUCAGUAAUGGCUUCCAGGGCUGCUUGGAUUCUGUGGUGCUGAACGACAAUGAGCUCCCCCUACAGGACAAACGGAGCCGCUAUGCUGAGGUGGUGGGGCUCUCUGAUCUCAAGCUGGGCUGCGUUCUGCAACCAGAUGCCUGCAGCACUCAGCCCUGCCUCAACAGUGCCACCUGUGUCAGCCUGCCAUCAGGAGGUUUCUCCUGCACUUGCAGUGCCCUGCACACUGGGGGGCGCUGUGAGACUGAGAUCAGUGUGUGUGUGCCGAACCCCUGUCAGAAUGGCGGCAUGUGUAAACCUAUCGGGAAUGCCUUCAUAUGCAGUUGCAAGAGAGGAUACACCGGAAUCACGUGUGAAGAGGAUGUGAACGAGUGUGCGCGGGAGCAGUGCGAAAACGGUGGCGUGUGUGUGAAUACGUUCGGCUCCUUCUACUGCAACUGCACGCUGGGCUUUGUGGGUGGAGCCUGCACGGUCCGGCCUGUCCUUGUGCCUGACAUGCAGGCUGGCCACGCCUAUGUGGGCAAAGAGGAACUCAUCGGCAUCAUGGUCGUCCUCUUCCUCAUCAUCACCCUCAUCCUCCUUUUCAUUGCAUUCCGGAAGAAGGUCUUCCAGAAAAGUUACUCGCGGAAUAACCUCUCGAUGAUCCAGGAUCCGGCCACUGCCGCCCUGCUGCACAAGGCCAAUGGGGGCCAUUACCCGCCCCUGCCCUGUGGACUGGGAGACCCCAUCAACUUGUACACGGAGGCAGGGAAUCUCUCAGGACCGCCCCAGGUCCCUGUCCGACCAAUGGCGUAUACGCCCUGCUUCCCUGGUGAUGCCCGUGGGAGUCUGGAUAAGAGAGGUGGGGACAGGAGAGGGGUGGAGCUUACAGAGAUGAGCACGUUUCACCCAACAACCGAGUCUCCGCGGAUUCUGGGCGGAGCCACGCGACGAGGGGUAGUGGUGUGCAGCGUGGCGCCUAACCUGCCGCCGGCAUCACCAUGCCGAUCAGACUGUGACUCCCUGCGCAAGAGCCCCUGGGAGGACGAGGGGAAAGUGGACAUGUUGGAAGAGGUCACAUGUUUCUCAGGCAGUAACAAAGGAAGCAACUCUGAAGUCCAAUCACUGAGCUCCUUCCAGUCAGACUCGUGCGACGACAAUGCUUCCAUAGUGACGGUAAUUCGACUGGUCAAUGAUGCAGUUGAAACUAUCGAAAAUGAAGUUUCAGUUAUGGACCAAGGUCAAACCUACAGCCGAGCAUAUCACUGGGACACUUCUGAUUGGCUGCCGAGCACACGUCUCCCUGACAUCGAGGAAGUGCCCACUUAUGAGACAGGAGAGGUGGGUGUGGCCUUGGAGGCGGAUUACUACCUGGGAGGCUUUGACAUCGACAGUGACUACACACCCCCUCAGGAGGAGGAGUUUUUGUCACAUGAUCAGCUGCCACCGCCCCUUCCCACCGAAGAGUACGAGAGCAUACCUGCCAAUCAACCCGUUUCCACACAGAGCACCCUGAGUGGAGGCCGCGGGUCCCGCCCUAACUUCCACCCUAGCCAAUAUCUGCCUCCACAUCAGCUGCCACUUGGCUCUGGGGGGGAGGAGUUUAGCACUUUUCUGGGUGGCGACGAGCGCCUGUCUGUCAACGCUUCUUCCGCCUCAGACGUCUCUGCCCCCUGUGGGUUUGACGAUUCAGAAACGGGAGGAAGCUUGGACAGUUUAGAGGAAGCACAGAUGCUGCCUCUAACACAACAGACCGAGGUCUGAGCCACAUCCCAACACACACACACACCCAAAACACACCGCACACACACAAAACUACAGACUCACUUUCUGACUGUUCCACACUCUCCGAAACGGCCCUAAACAUCCACCGACAAUUGUGUGAGUCUGGUAUAGCUUGCGAGGACAAAUUUACACACCCUUGCAGAGACUAUCUGAGUUAUAGACUGAGGGUCAGAACACCCAGCAGGAAGUGGAGCCGCCCACACAUACAAGCACAGGAAGUGAUGAGCGGGGUGUGGGACUCUUUUGACUGGAAUGACAGAAAGUAUUGUGAAGACAAAAAGAUGGAGUCAUGUGAAAUAAAUCUCCAGUUUGUUGGAAUGACAGUGGUAUUUUGGAGCAAUUUUAUACAGGCAAACAGCACAACUUUUCUUGUCUUUGUGGCCGCUCAAAACUUGCCGACUUGUUUUAUUGUUGUUGUCAUUGUUGGUUUUUAAAAUGUGUUUUAAAACAAAUGUUUUGAGUGUGGAUGCUUUAUAGCUUUGUGUUUUUUUGUUUGUUUGUUUUUUUGCACUAAGAUGUAAGACAUCAUAUACAGAUCUGUCCCUGCCAAAAUAAUAAUGUUAUAGUGAGUGUCUUUCUGUCUCUCUCUCACAAACACACGCACGCACACGCACACACACACACA